AUGGUGCCAAAAAAGGUUUCGGCUACCGUUCCCGACUCUUCUUCUUCCGAGGAGACUGUUGCCCUUCCUGAUUUUCUUUCGGGUGCAGGCGUAAUGUCUUUUGCCGCCAUUUUCGACAACUGGGUCUACAGGUUCGCUGCUGGCCGAGUGGACUUCCUUCUUUGCAAGGAUCUUGUCAGCUUUGCGAACGAUUACUGCGUGUUGGGUCCUAGGUACGUGGACCGAAAAUCCGACCAACUUUGGAAUUAUGAAACUCAUCCCAUUCGGGCUCCUAUUCCCGUUUGCCAUGCUGAAGGUAUUGAUUGGUCGAACUGGAACAAGAUGCUUCCUCGGUUCUUUCCAAAAAUCGAUGUGUCUAGUAUUGACCUUCGCUGGGUUGACUGGGUGGCAAAAAUGGCAUCUAUCAUGCCAUAA
This is a messenger RNA of Prunus armeniaca (apricot), 414 nucleotides long. The record is from the annotation of a GenBank genome assembly. NCBI's taxonomy places the organism in Eukaryota, Viridiplantae, Streptophyta, Magnoliopsida, Rosales, Rosaceae.